This is a messenger RNA of Bursaphelenchus xylophilus (pine wood nematode), 3872 nucleotides long. The record is from the annotation of a GenBank genome assembly. NCBI's taxonomy places the organism in Eukaryota, Metazoa, Nematoda, Chromadorea, Rhabditida, Aphelenchoididae.
AUGCAGGUCCAGGCCAGAGAACAAUCCCAAAUUGGCCCCAAUAUAACAAAAAUCACCCUGGCCGAACUUAUUAUGGGCACUUUCGACGGGAGGAAGCUGAUUCAGAGGCCUUCCACUCUUAACGUGUUCCCUUCCGGAAUCCUUUUUACAACGUUUAGGUAGAAUCCCUUCUGAUUCCGUACGAUUGUCGAUUUCGUUUCAAUUCGGGUUGCCUGUCUUUAGCCAAUAUUUUAUUUCUACCAAUCAUUUUUCAGAAUGAGUCUGGAAGAGGCACUCUCUACCUUGGUGAAUGCUGCUUCAGAUCCGAUCCACACCCAGCCAAUAUCUACAACGCCCAGUCAGCCAGACAGAAAAUUUAAAUGCUCUCAAUGUCCCAAGUCUUUCAAGUACAGACACCAUCUUCAAGAACAUAAUCGGAUCCAUACCGGAGAGAAACCAUUUCAGGUGAGUGCGGUGACUUAAGUGUGCCAGGAUUAGGCCAGAUGACAAGUCAGGCUGAAUAGAAGGUGUUAAUUCCCUUAAUAGAUCUGGACUUGAAUCGAGGAGGGGGAGGGGAUUAGACCAAUCAAAAUGUUGUUUUCCAUUAGACGGGCAAACUCAAUCUGGCGUAAAAUCGAGAUUAAACUCGGGAAGACGCAAUCGUCGCUGUCCUGCGCAUGUAAUCUAAUAAGUAUGGGGGAUGCAGAGCGCAACUCCACGGCCUCCAGGUUGUGAAGUUUUGGUCUUUUUUCCGUGGAUGCGCCCCCCUCCCCUUCCUGUCCUGGGCAUAAACAAUCCGACGGUUUAGUGGCCCUGCAUUCAUAAACUUGUGGGCCUACUCCUCUUCUUUCUCCGUCGUUUUCUCGCACCACCUGCAACUUAAUUUCCGCUCAGCGACGACAAGCUGAAGUGAGGGGGGUCGUUCUCUAAGGGAGGAGCCGUGCCUAAAACAAGGUUCCCCUCUUCAGACCUGGCCAUACACUUUUUCGGGGCCGGUGCGCCUUUAAUCAGCGAGGCUCGCUCCUGAGGUACUCGACCGUCUUCUUUCGGCCGUUCCGCGGCCGCGGCUCUUUUCACAGGAAAUUGGUUCGACCCCUUGUUCCCUGUCCAUGUCCACCUUGUGGCCAACGAAUGCCCGAAUACGAUCCCAGGUCUUUCCAUUGGGGUUGUCUAGGGCAACGCGUUUUUUGGGUUACGGUAAAUCUGGUCAGUUGCAUAAGAAUCUUUGGGAGUUGUCUUGUUUCUACAGUAUUGCAGUAAUUCCGGCGGAUUAUUGGGGUAUAAUAAAGCACUACCUAGUGUGUUUGAAACCCCAUGUGGACACUAAUCAAGGCGGAUCUUUUCCAUAGCGUCCCCACAAGCAGAACAACCCCUUCUCUAUCUAAUUAACGCAUUAAAUCCUAUUUGUUGAAGAGCUUGACUAUGGCUUUGGGGGUUUCUGCGCACGUGCAUUCGAACAUGGAGGCAGGUCUCCUGUGUGAAUGCCCCAGGCGGGUCUUGAUGAGCCUGGAGUAAGGCGGAGAGGACCUUGGCCAUGAUUAAGGCCAUUAUCCCGCACUUUCUUCGCUCGUACCGGGACCGACCGGAGAUUCGUUCCUCUGUCCCUGGAGAGUCCAAUUACCGGUCCGAUCUUUACUCGGAGUAAUGAGGCACUCCCACUUGAUGACCUUUUCUAAUUUACCGUACUUGUCAUCGUUUCCAUCUUAAUUGUCUCAUUUUGUAAAUAUUACAGUACUUUUUGUUUCAGUGUCGUUUCUGUUUGAAACGCUUCUCGCAUUCCGGGUCCUACUCAUCCCACAUGAGCAGCAAGAAGUGCACCCUUCAACAUCAACAACAACAACAAGUGCAGAAAGGCCACAUACCGACAUCACCCAAUGUGAUGGCUUCAUUAUCCGACCAAAUGAAUUUCUAUCGCCUUCUCUGCUCGUAUCGAGGAUAUCCGAUGUUGCCAUUCGGUAUUCAACCGUCUGUCAAUCCUUAUGCGGCACUACUUCAGUCCGCUGCCUCGCUAGCUGCAAUGAAUGCUAAGGGUGAUGGGAAGGAAUCAGAAGAAACGAAGAAGGUGGACACCAUGAACAUGUUUCUCCAACAGAUUGUAGCCAACAAGGUAGCGUCAUUCUGCUAUCUUCGGACGAUUAAAUGAUUUUAAAAUACAAUAUCCUUUUUCAGACCGAAAAUUCGAAAACAAAUUCGGCGACAGAAAAACUGUUGGCCCUUUUCAAAUCGGUUGGAGAGAGUAAGAUCAAGAUCGAAGAAGAAACCAAUGGGGGAAGCGAAUCCUCAGCCUCAGAAAUCAGAUCGGCCUCAGAAGAGCCGAUGGAAUCCGUCAGCUCGGAUGAAGUUGAGACGUUCACUGUGAAAGUGGAAGAAGCGCCGUUAAAGGUGAGUAUCCCGAUAUUUAAAACGAGGUUAUCUGAUGUUUUUUAAAAUAAUUCCGGUCUUCUGUGAUCCUUUCGGCUGACUGGGAGGUCUGGCCGGAGAAAGGGCCAUACGGUCAUACAAAAGAUCCCCUUUUUCAAAGUUAAAAAAGAGUUUUUUCAGCGUUGGCCCGACAGUUCCAAGUCUUCUAAGGCCAACCGCCUCUCUGCCAUUUCCGAACGAUUGUCCAGAAAUGCGCUCAAAAGUGCAAACGGAAGCAAAGAGAAAGAAGAAGAUCAGGUAAUCCUAUUCAUACCCAAUUGCGUGCACCUGCUUUGAUUUACGCAUUCAAUAUAGCGCAGCGGACGCCAACACUUUUCGAAUGUCGCCGGAUGUAUUCUCGGCUGAUUCACCUGAAAAGAAUAAUUAUAAUCCAUAUCAUUAAUUACACUAUUUUAGAUGACUGAAAUCAACGCAGAUGCCCCACUUGACCUCAGUAUUCGAUCCCAAAGUCCUCUGAGUUCAGCGGAACAAAGCCCUGAGGGCUUGUGGAAUUUUGUUAAACGAGAAUGCGAAUCCAUAACUGAGAAACUACAAAAAGUAAAUGGGUUUUACAAUUCGGACAACAUCUCGACGGCCUCUCCGAAUGGUACAGAGGUCACGAACACCGAAUCUGUCUCAAGUGAGACGCCAAGUAUCAAAUCAGAAGGCUCUGGAAUCUGGCCAUCAGCUUCGUUAUUCUUGUCUCAAUAUUCAAUGUUGGGUUCUAAUGGACUUUCCGAUUGGCAGACGGUUCUUGAAGUAGGUUUAGAUGUAAAUUUUAUAAUUCUUUCUUCUAGAAUGAUAAUGGGAGAACGUCACGAUCUCCCUCGAGUACAUCGACUAAAGCCAAUGUGAAAAUGGACAGCGAAGGGAUUUACACUUGCGAUCAGUGUGACAAGACGUUCAGCAAACAAAGCUCAGCUAAACGACAUGCCUAUGAGCAUUCUGGCCAACGUCCUUACAAAUGUGACAUGUGCCCUAAGGCCUUCAAACACAAGCAUCACAAAGCGGAACAUCUUCGACUCCACACCGGAGAAAAGCCCUUCCAAGUAAGUCUUGGCCGUAUGGUGACCUGGCCAUAAAAAUAGAGACGCGCGCCCAUUAAUCUUCUCACAUGCCAGUCUCUAAUUAGUUAUGUGUCCAUGAGAUGCCCAGCGAGUCCAGUCGCAUUACCCCCAGGUUCCUUAAUUUAUGCAAGGCCCACCGCACGGUGCACAUCCAUAUCCUCGCCGCCAAACGCAUCGAAAUGGGAUUAGGCUAGGGAUUUGGACUUUAUGACCUUUGCUCGGUCUUCUACCGCCUUAUGUCAAGAUGGUAGCCAUAGUCGGACCGGGUCGUUUACCACGGAGAUUAAAAUAGGGCUAAAAUAAAUACAUUAUUAACAAAAACUCUUUCAGUGUGACAAAUGUCUGAAGAGAUUCAGCCACAGUGGCAGCUAUUCUCAACACAUGAACCACAGAUACUCCUACUGCAAGCCUUACAGACAGCCCUAA